Molecule: messenger RNA, 1767 nt
Organism: Mucor velutinosus
Lineage: Eukaryota; Fungi; Mucoromycota; Mucoromycetes; Mucorales; Mucoraceae
Exons: 2
Coding region: 1-1767 (588 amino acids)
Biological process (GO): regulation of transcription by RNA polymerase II
Cellular component (GO): nucleus
Molecular function (GO): DNA-binding transcription factor activity, RNA polymerase II-specific; RNA polymerase II transcription regulatory region sequence-specific DNA binding; zinc ion binding
Source: RefSeq, a predicted model, not a curated record
AUGAAAUUUGAAGACGAGGAUAAACGCGUCAAGGCCACUACCGAGGCAUCCAGUCAGCCACUUUUUAUCAAAUUUCGAUUGUCGCCAGCAUUUAAUGAGUAUAGCGAUGCUCGAGGCAAGGAGGAACUAGAGCUAGCAGUAAAGGUAGAUGGCAAUAACCCAGCUACAAGUGCCUCCAGUAUAGUUCAGGGCCAUGAUAACGAAAGCGAUGGAUUGGAUGAUGUUUUUAUCAAGAUAGAGACGCCCGAGAAGUAUAAAAAACUAGCAUAUGUUGAAUGUAUCAACGAAGAGUAUCAUCAUUAUUGUAAUCUAUGUAAUAGCAAGAUGCCCGAUCUAAAAUCAGUACUAGACCAUUUCGAAGCAACGCACCACAUGGAUCAGUUCAGACGCAGUGCUUUCAAACACGUAGAACUGGAACCCAAUGUGCAUGAUCCUAAUCACUAUUGCCAAACUUGCGAGAAAACUUUCUCCUCGCAUCUUAAAUAUCGCCAGCAUUUGAUAUUCGCUCAUCACAUCAUGUUUAAGCCAAAACAACAAGCAUUGCGCAGCGACAAUGUAAUUGACAUCAGCAAUGACCAGCUUUUGCGCUGUCCCUUGUGCAAGACUUCUUGUCAAAGCAAACACGUAUACGAUCAGCAUCUCACGCAAGACCACAACGUAAGUUUGUCUAGGCUGAGCAUGGCAAGUAACAUGAAUGUUCUCCCUGACUGGAAUGACCCGAAUUUAUAUUGCCCUUCUUGCAAUGCUACAUUCCACACCCAACGAGCCUUUAAAUUUCACUGUCGAAACAUACACUGUAUGAAGAGUCCAGGCAAAUUUCCAAACAAAGGGUUGCCCGAUAUCAACGAUCCCACACAUCACUGCAAAGUUUGCAAUAUCACUCUCAAGUCAAAAAAGGUGUAUAGACAUCAUUGUCGUUAUGCGCACGGUGUGAAGCUCAGAAAGUCGUUUGCCUACCCAGACCUUACCCCUGACCUGUCAAACCCGGAUCAUUACUGUCAAACAUGCGACAGGUUCUACAGCAGUAAACCAUCCUACCAAAAGCAUCUGAUCCAUAUUCAUCAGAUGUCGCUCCAAUCCAGCAAUGCAAAUAUGGAACCAGAUAUCAAUGAUCCAAACUUUCAUUGCCGUCCAUGUGAUAAAACUAUGCGGUCCAAGCACCAUUUCAAAAAGCAUUUGUCCUUGGUUCAUUCAAUCAGUCAGGCAGGUAAAAAAGCAGCAAGUCACGCAAACAAGCCUGAUAUAGACGAUCCCAAUCACUACUGUCGAGUCUGCAAAAAGACAUACGCAAGUAAAUCUAGCUAUCGAUGUCAUGCUCGCCAUCAGCAUGGUGUCAAGCUACGACAGAAAAAAGACCAAAACUUGCUUCCUGACCCCUUGGACCCCAACUUUUACUGCCGUGCAUGUAAACACUCGUUCAAAGCGCUGCUUAGUUACAGGAGACACUGUCAACAUGUGCACAGGAUGUCUGGGGAUCUUUUGGAUCAUCCUUUUGCAUAUCCAGAUGCUGACAUUGACUUGAACCAUCCCAAGUUCCAUUGCGCAAGAUGCAACAAACAUCUCAAAUGCCGAAGCUCGUUCAUUUGCCACUUGCGAAUCAUGCAUGCCAUUCAAAUGCCCAAGAAGCACUUUGAUGAUCCAAAUCUUGCCAGCAGCGGUAAUGCAAAGUUUCAGUGCGCACAAUGCGAUGGGCACCUCUCUUCAAAGGCAAGCUUGGUAGACCAUUUGACAAACAUCCAUCAUAUCAUAAAUGAGCUUGGUACUUGA